AUGGAAAUCAAUUUAACAACUUUAUCAAUACCAUUAACCAAUGGUGAAUCAUUUAGUAAAUAUAUGCGUUUAAUUAAUUUGACUCUUUCAUCUUCUGGUAUUCUAUGUAAUUCUAUAUUGUUAAUUAUACUUUUCUUACUUAAUCGUCAACAAUGUACAACAUAUUUUUUAUUAAUAUUAAUGACUAUGUGUGAUUUUCUUUAUUGUACAGUUUAUACAAGUAUAAUAUUAACUAUUGAUAAUUAUUUAAAUAUAAUAAAUCAUCAAAUAUUAUGUCCAUUAUCAUUUUUCUUAACACCAUUCACAUUUACAGGAUCAACAUUAUUAUUAUUUAUUUGUCUUUUACAUUUUAUAACAGAUUAUAUACGUAAAUAUAACACAAUUUUAGGUCAAAUAGGUGGACGUUUAUCAGUUGUAUUUGUUUUUGCAUUUGCUAUUAUUCGAAGUGUACUUGGUUCAACAUCAAUUGAAUUAGUAUCUGAUCCAAGAAUGCCUCAAAUUCAACAUUGUACAAUUGAUAUGAAUACACCAGAUCUUGUAACAAAAGUUCAAAAUAUAAAUUAUAUAUUUGCUGAAGUAACUGAUAUACUUGUUUAUAUUGGUUGGAUAAUAAUAAUAAUAAUUUAUUUUAUUUCAUUAAUUCGACAUAAAUUAUUAUUAAAAAAAGAAAAUGAAACAAAUUCAAAACGAUCUCCAUUUGUAUCAUUUUUACUUGUUUCAAAAAGUCGACAAGAAAAUAUAAUUUCAAUCAAUCAAGAACGAUUAACAAAUAAAAAACGACAUCAUUAUGUAUCAUUAAUUAUUUUAUCAAUAAGUAUAAUGUCAAUAUUAUUUUAUUUACCUGUUAUGAUAAAUAAAUUUAUAACAAUGAAUAUUAUUUAUCGUGGUAAAACAUUUUUAACUGAACAAGAAUUAUUCUUUUUACAAGUUAUACAACAAACAAUACUUUUAUUUUGUUUAACAAUAAGAUUUAUUCCAUAUUUUUUAUUUGAUAAAGGUAUACGUUCAAUUAUUCAUCGAUUAAUUGGAAUGAAAAUUCGAAAAAGAAAAAAAUCAUCAAAAAAAAAUAAAUAUCAACAAAAAUAUAUUUGUCAUUGUCAAUGUUCUCGUCGUCAACAAUCUUUAGAAUUAAAUCAUACACAAUCUCAACAUAAUCAACUUGAAUUUUAA
This is a messenger RNA of Rotaria sp. Silwood2, 1170 nucleotides long. NCBI's taxonomy places the organism in Eukaryota, Metazoa, Rotifera, Eurotatoria, Philodinida, Philodinidae. The record is from the annotation of a GenBank genome assembly.